Messenger RNA from Oryza brachyantha (malo sina), 3135 nucleotides. RefSeq lists its product as uncharacterized. Bases 325 to 2748 code for a protein of 807 amino acids. NCBI's taxonomy places the organism in Eukaryota, Viridiplantae, Streptophyta, Magnoliopsida, Poales, Poaceae. Gene Ontology annotation, molecular function: zinc ion binding. The record is from RefSeq and is a predicted model, not a curated record. The transcript has 4 exons.
CCUCCCCGUCGGCCGGCCGUCGGCGCCGGCCUUGGCUUGGCCGUCGUCCCCUGCCACGCCAGAGGGUGAAGGGACGGCACCGCUUCGUUCGUUCCUUCCUUCCUCGGCCGCAACGCAGGGGAGAGCAGUCUCGCUCGCGUCGCCUGCCUCCUCGUCCCGCGACCGGCGACGGCGCCGACUUCCUCCUCCGACGCGUGAGAGAGAGGCGACGGCGCAGGAGAACCCGAAGGCCCCCAUCCCUCCCUCCUGCGUUUCUUUAUAAUGGAAAUUCAAGACAGGAGGCAAGGAAAAAUCCAAUGAGAUGAUUUAUCACCCUGCAACAUAAUGGACAGUAUAGGAGUGGCAUGCAAUUCCAUACUAGCUUAUGAUGAAUCAACUUCAGAGAGUGACAGUGAUUACAUUCUUGGAGAUGAUUGCCCAUCAGAGGAUGAUGAAGAGGCUGUAGAGAUACACAAGCAUUUUAAAGAACUGAGGGAUAAGUUUAAGGCAGGAAAAGUAGAUAAGUUGGAUGAUGUUGUUUUUGAGGGACAGAGAUGCAACACAACUGUGCAAGCUGGUGCUGAACAAGAUGGUAAUGACACCCCAGAUAGUGAUGAUGAAGAAUCAGUAGAAGAGGAUGGUAGUGAUGGAGAGGUUUAUACUAGAAAACUCAAGUAUCCAAGGUUCAAGAAGACGCCUGGAAUUCCAAUAUUUGAAUUAGGAAUGAAGUUUAGCUGCAAAAAGCAGUUCAAGAAUGCUAUUACAACAUAUGCUUUAGCAGAGAGGAGGGCGAUCAACUUUAUCAAAGAUGACCCUAAGAGGGUGAGGGCAAGAUGUGACUGGCCUAGCUGCCCCUGGGUUUGUCUACUGUCAAAGAACUCAAGGACCGAUGGUUGGCAGAUAGCAACACUAGAAAAUUCCCAUGCUUGCCCCUCUAGAAGAGACAACAAGUUGGUGACUUCUUCUAGGAUUGCUGAGAAGUAUGGCAAGUUUAUAGUUGCAAACCCAUCAUGGAGCUUAGCACACAUGAAAGCAACAGUACAAGAAGAUAUGUUUGUUGAUGCUUCCAUCUCCAAGCUGAAGAGAGCCAAAUCCAUUGCCAUGAAGAAAGCAAUGGAUACAACUAAGUGGCAAUAUCAAAAGCUGUAUAAUUAUCAGCUGGAGCUACUUAGAAGUAACCCUGGAAGCACUGUUGUUGUGAAUAGCGAGGUAGAUGUGGAUCCACCUGUUUUCAAAAGGAUCUACAUAUGCUUUGAUGCAUGUAAGAAAGGCUUUCUAGCUGGGUGUAGAAAAGUGGUAGGACUUGGUUGCUUCAAAGGAGCAACAAAUGGAGAGCUCCUUUGUGCUAUAGGAAGGGAUGCCAAUAAUCAGAUGUAUCCAAUUGCAUGGGCAGUGGUGCACAAGGCGAACAAAGAAGAAUGGGACUGGUUCUGUGGCUUGUUGUGUAGUUAUGACUUGGAAGUAGGUGAUGGAUCUGGCUGGGUGUUCAUAUCAGACCAUCGGAAGGAAAUUAUUAAUGCUGUGGAGAAAUGGGCUCCACAAGCUGAACACAGGAUCUGUGCUAGGCACAUAUAUUCUAAAUGGAAGAGACACUUCAAUGACAAGGAACACCAGAAAAGGUUCUGGAAGUGUGCCAAGGCUUCUUGCAAAAUGUUGUUCAACUUGGCAAGGGCAAAGCUGGUACACCGUACAACUGCUGAAGCACAGACCAUCUUGAAUACUGAUCCACGGCAUUGGAGCCGAGCGUGGUUCAGGUUGGGCUCUAACUGCGACUUAGUUAACAACAGCAUGUGUGAGUCCUUCAACAAAUGGAUUCUAGAGGCUAGUUUCUUUCCAAUAAUCACAAUGCUUGAGACAAUUAGAAGGAAAGUAAUGGUUAGGAUCCAUGAUCAGAAAACUAUAUCAGGUAAAUGGACCACAUCAAUUUGCCCAAGCAUUCUGAAAAAGUUGAAUGUAUAUAUCACCGAGUCAAAAUUCUGUCAUGCAAUAUGCAAUGGAGAUGAUAGCUUUGAAGUAAAACACCAUGACAAUAGGUUGACAGUACACCUAGACAAGAAGGAGUGCUCUUGUAGAUAUUGGCAACUGUCAGGAUUACCAUGUCCUCAUGCAAUAUCAUGCAUUUUGUUGAAAACUAAAUCACUGGAUGAUUACAUUGCUGAGUGUUAUUCAGUGAAAGAGUUUAGGAAAAUUUAUAGUCACUGCCUGGAACCAGUAGAGGGCAUGAGCAGCUGGCCACAAGAUGAUAGAAAGCCACUUAAUGCUCCUGAGUAUAUCAAGAUGCCAGGAGAGGCCAGAAGAGAACCCAUCGAACCAUCCAAAGCCACCAAAAUGUCAAGGAUUGGCUCAAUCAUCAGAUGCGGGAAGUGCAAGCAAAUUGGCCACAACAAAUCCACUUGUGAUAAGCAUCAUGUAGGAGGUUAUAUCGCACCAGAUUCUCACCAAGUGGCAAAUUCAGCUGAUAAUUUAGUGCUCUCAAGCACACAGCAAAGCUCUAAACAGGGCAGGAAAAGAAAGACACGUACAACCGUUAACACCAAGUCUGCAAGUCAGUCAAGGAAAACGAAAACAGCGCCUUCAAAGCAAAAGGCACCAAUGGACCUGCAUGCUAUUAUGCCAUACUCUCAGGGUUCUGCUAGUGCUUCAAUUAAGGUCACUUCUGGGAAAUCAUUAGUCAAUGUUUCAGCCCAAGAAUCAUCAAAGGUCAAGCCAAAGAAAUUUGCAACUGGUCUACUGCUUCUUAUUCCCCCAUGGGAAUCCGACAAACUGUGAUGUAAGUUGCGUGUUAUUGAACUUGUAUGGGAUCUAAUGCCACACAAUUAGGUCAUCUAUUAGACUUGUCUCUGACGUAAUGCUAGACUUUAUGGACUGUUAUUUAGUUGCCAGUUGGCAUAUUGAUGCAGUCAAGUGUGAUGUAUUGCAAUACUACAUGGCAUAUUGAUGCAGUCAAGUGUUGUUCAUGCCCUUGUUACCUUGUAUGAUCUAGUUGAGCCUGGAAAAGAGUUGUGCUGUUGUAAACCAGAAAUAGAGAUCACUAAUUGAGCCUGACGAAGUUAUUUGUAAUAUGCGACUAGGGCCUUCCUACAGGUAUAAACAUCACGUACAUUAGCUACAAUGUGACAAUGUCCAAACGUGGUUGAUAGACCUUGUUAAUUUAUC